CAAACAUCUUCUCUUCUUAUCUCUCAUCUGUUCCUCUCUCCUAGUCACCGAUUUGUCUCUCCCUCUAGGAGAGAUACAUCAUUUUCCUGCUGUUGGCCUCUCUCUGAUUUCCCUGGACCCAGUUAAGAAACAUUGAGGUUUUACGACAAGAGGGAAUUUUCAGCAAUGGAUGUCGCUACUGAAAUAAUAAAACAAGUUGUUCAGGUUCUCAUGGAUCCUGUUAAAAAGCAUCUGGGCUACAUGAUUUCCUACAGAAAAUAUGUGGUCGAGAUGCAUACGAAAAUGUACUAUUUGGAUGUUGCAAGAGCUGGCGAAAAAGAGCACUUGGACCGGAACAUAAGAAUACGUCUUAUGGUGCCUGACCAGGUUAGCCCUUGGUUGGACAAAGUACAAAAUAUUAAUGCAAAAGUGGAAAACUUUCCAACUAAAGACCUCGGUUGUCUCGAUUUCAAUAGUAGGCACAAACUUGGAAGCAAAGCCUCCAAGAUAAUCAACGAGAUAGAUAGUAUCACAACACAACUCUCUCUGAUCAAAUGGACUGAUGAGAAAAUUCCUUUGGGAAGAAUUGAUUCCACCAUGCAUCCACCUCUACACCAUCAGGUGAUCACAAUGACUUCCAGUCAAGAGUGCAUACUUUUACAGAAGCACUGAAAGCACUCAGACCCGACCACAAACCUCAUAUGGUAGCCUUAUGGGGGAUGGGCGGAGUGGGGAAGACCACUAUGAUGAAGAAGCUGAGGCAGACUGUAGUUGAAAAGAAAAUGUUCAGUUAUUUUGUUAUGGCUGUUGUAGGGGAAAAUCCGGACAUCAAUGCUAUUCAGGAAUCUAUAGCAAGUUACCUGGGUAUACAGCUAAAGGACCAAGCUAAACAGGUAAGAGUCGACGAACUUCGUCAAGGGUUUGAGGCCAAAUUAAAGGGAGGUGAAAGUAAGUUCCUCGUAAUACUGGAUGAUGUUUGGAAGCUCCACCAACAUUCGAGUGCUUCGUCUCCACCGAUGCUCAUUGAUGUUUGAUUUUUCUUCUAUUGGAAGCCUUUCGAAUCUGGCAGUGCUCAGCUUUGCUAAAUCUGGCAUUAGAUCUCUACCUUCAACAAUCAGAAAUUUGAAGAAGUUAAGGGUACUGGAUGUGACAGGUUGUGGCGGUCUUCGUAUAGAUAAUGGUGUAUUUAAAAAUUUGGUCAGACUUGAAAAGCUCUAUGCAUGCCCUUUUGAUUAUCAUGGAGAGACCAUCAACUUUAAAGGUGAUAACUGCAAUGAAGUGGUUGAACGUUGGAAAAACCUUUCUGGAAUUUGACAUCUUUGAAAAUGAUGCUCAUUGGAAGAAUCUAUCAUUUGAGAAUCUUGAACGAUCCAAGGUCUCGAUGGGAGGUUCUUUAAACGAAGAUUAUGAUUUCAUAACAAGAAAGCACUCUUUCGAAAACACGUUGAAGUUGGUAACCCAAAAAGGUGAACUAAUGGGAUCUAGAAUUAACGAGUUAUUUGAGAAAACGGUGGUGCUGUGUUUAAGUGUGGAUGAUAUGAAUGAUCUUGAAGAUGUUGAGGCGAAGUCUUCACUGCAUCCUCAGUCCUCUUCGUUCUGCAAUUUAAAAAUCCUUGUUGUUUCAGAGUGUGCAGAGUUGAGAUACUUUUUACACUCAGUGUUGCAAAAACUUUGUCAAAUCUUGAAUAUCUCAAGGUUUGUGAUUGCCCUGUUAUGAAAGAACUCAUACAUAACGGGGAUAGAGGAGAAGAGACAAUUACAUUCCCCAAGUUGAAGCUUCUAUUGUUGAGUGGGCUACCAGAGUUAUUGGAUUUGUGCCAGAAUGUCAACAUAAUUGCGCUACCACAACUCAAGGAGUUGAGAAUCAGCGGAAUUCCAAAUAUCACAAGCGUUUAUUCCAAGAAUAAGCUGGCAACAUCUUGCUCGUUAAAGGAAGAUGUUUUGGUUCCUAAGUUGAAGAAACUAUACAUUGAGCAUAUGGGUGGUUUGGAGGAGAUAUGGCCUUGUGACUUUAGGACGAGUGAGAAAGUUAAGUUGAGAGAGAUUGAAGUGGUUGAGUGUGAAAAUCUUGUGAAUAUAUUUCCAUGCAAUCCCAUGCCAUUGUUGUGUGAGCUUGAAGGGUUUAAAGUCAAGGAUUCUGGUUCCGUUGAAUCGUUGUUUAACAUCGACUUGGAUUGCAUUGGUGAGACUGGAGAAGGCGGCAACAUCAACAGUUUGAGAAACAUUGAAGUAGAGAAAUUAAGGAAGCUAAGGGAGGUGUGGAGGAUAAAAGGUGGUGAAAAUAACUCUUGUCUCCCUAUCCGUUGCUUUCAAGUUGUUGAAAGCAUAAGUAUUGAGAGUUGUAAAAGAUUUAGAAAUUUUCUCUCACCUAUUACCACCGAUUUUGAUCUCGGGGCACUUAUCUACAUGAAAAUAGAUGAUUCGGAUGGAAUCAGAAGAAAAUAUGGAUCGGUUGAAAGUAGCUCAGGGCAAGAGAAUACUUUAUUCCCAUCAUGUCUCACACACUCAUUUCAUAAUCUCCAUAAUCUUAAGUUGGGGAGAUAUCUAGGAGUAGAGGUGAUAUUUGAGAUCAAGAGUACUCCAACAAGUCAGGAUAAUCAACAACAUAUACUUCUCUACCUUGAGAAUUUGGAAAUAAGUGAUAUGGAGGGGAUGAGUCACGUGUGUAAGUGCAACUGGAAUGAAUUUAAUUCAUUCAGAAACAACAGCCAGAAUCUCCAUUUCACAACCUCGCAACCAUAGAAAUGAGAAGGUGUCAUAGCAUUAAGUACUUAUUUUCACCUCUCAUGGCAAAGCUCCUUUCCAGCCUAAAGAAAGUUGAGAUAAAAGAUUGUGAUGGUAUUGAAGAAGUGGUUUUAAAGAGAGAUGGUGAAGAACAAGAAGAAGAAAAAAAAUAACAUCUCCAUCUACAUCUACCCACACAACAAGCACCACUCUCUUCCCUCUUCUUGAUUCUCUCAAUUUAUAUGGCCUGCGAAAUCUCAAGUGUAUUGGUGGUGGUGGUGCCAAGACUGGGAACAAUGAAAUAUCUUUCAGCAGUACCAUUACAAAUACCUCCUUUCUUCAUCAAUAUAAGCUGGGGGAAACGAAAAUCCCAAAAGUUUGAAAGGCCGCCAUUGUUAUUCUCUAUCUUAUUUCCAUCGUUCUUUUCUAUCUCUCUCUCUCUCUCUCUCUCUCUCUCUCUCACUCUAAUACCCAAAAAAAACCCUAACAUCAUCACCAAUCCUCUUUUCUCCCACAACAAAAUUGCAAUAUCACCAAAUCUCUGAUCCCGUCUUUUGAACAGAUCAAACCCGCAGGGGUUCUCGAUUUCUCUAUGUUGAUGUGUGGUGACAAGAACAAAAAAAAAGAAUGUAGCGCCUCUACCUUUCAAUUUCAUUUGUUGGUUACUUCAAAUCGACUCUUGCUUUUUCUUUCACAGGGGUUUCUUUAUGCGUUCCCUUCACCUCCGUUGAUGUCGUUUUCCAAGGCCAGUCUGGAUAAGCAGUAUCAUCAGUAAGUGGAUGCUUGUGUGCUUAAUUCCUCUCAACCCUACAUCAGCCUCACAUGAUAAUGUGAUUCAUGAAACGAUGUCAUUUUCUGAUGAAAGCUGCCUUCUUGCUUGCUUCCGGUCAGCCUGACAUCACGUUGAGACGGAAGACUUGGUGGUGGGUUUUCCUUUUGGCCGGUGGAGUUUCUCCUAAUGAUGCUUUCUACUCUUACAUCCCCUUUAAUCAACACCUCUUCUUCUUUGCUGCUUACUCACCCUAAAUCAGGUAAUACCGACACCGACCUAGCGGUGAGGUUUCCUUCUUGACAGUGGUGGAGUGUUUCCCCAAAGCUAGUUGGUUUGAAGCGUCGAUGAAACGUGCCCUUUCCACCUCUACUUCCAUUUGCCGACUCAGCCUCUGUUAAUACUGUCUAUUAAUAGCUUCAGUCGCCAGCUCCUGAUGUGGGUUUCAAUGUAAUCUUUUUAUAUUGAUUUGCAUAUAUACAAAUUUCAUCUCCUUAUUUUUUUUGCUACUUCUCUCUCUAGACAACGCUUCAGGUGAGGUUUGAAUUUAAUUUAUUAUUGUAUUAUCUAUGCUUUAUGAUGCUUGCAAAUUCAAGGGUUUGCAUGUUGGUGCUUCAUAGUUGAUAUCCCUUAUUUAUUAGGUAUUGUAGGGAUUGGUCUUGAAGAGGAAUGAAAACCAGCGAUUCAUGGUUCAAUAUAUAUAUAUCUGAUGUCAUAUUGGUUCUUUGUUGGACCAAUGUCUUCUAUCUUGUUCACUAGACAAAAGGAUAAAAGUUUUGAUGCUUUCACUUUGUAAGAUGAUAUAUAUGCUAUCUGUUCUUGCAAUUACAGCAAAACGUAUUUCACUUUGUGAUUCUACUUGGUGCAAAUGUAGAAGACUAUGCCGAAUCCACUAACUGAUUCCGUUGUUCUCUAGAAAUUUGGUUAGGGUUUACUAACCCAUAUAUUGUUUUAACUGUUUUGAUUCAGUUCAUCUUUAUAUUCUAUUUGAUUAGGGGUUAUUGUUAAUAACCAAACAGUAGCCAGAGGGGGAAGAAGCAUCAGGGGAGGUAGGAGGUAACCAGAACAAAGCGACUUUAAACUGUUACGCCUUCAUGCUAACUGAAAUAUGGAAGUUUCUUGCCAAUUUGAAGAGAGAAAGAAAGUAACUAGCUUCAAUUGACAACAGGCUUCUUCUAAUCCUCGUGAAUGAUUUGAAGUUGUAUUUAAUGGUUUCGUAAUGGUUUAUUCCUACCCUCUGCCCGGGACAGCUGAUAUUUCUGGCUACCGUUCUUAGUAACAGAUUCAAUAGAAUAUUGGAUUUCCUCUAGAGGAGAAGGUCAAUAUUUGGUUAUUUUGGGCACUAGUAAGUAAAUCUGCUGUGAGGAAGGAAAUCUCUGAUGAGACUAAUCGUGAGACAGGACGAAGCAAACAGAUUUCAUCAGUUCAUAUAUAUAUCUCAGUAUCUAUUCUCCUAAUGAUAACUUUUUGUGUCCAUUAACUUUUCCCUCAUCUCACACUUUUGUGAUUCUUGAUUCUUGAAAGUAAGCUAUUUUCAUCAUUUUCUUCGUCAACUAUGGUCAGUCAACUAUUGAAAAUAUACUUAUUGAAAACAUGUGAAUGAUAUCAGGUGGGCUUACUAGGGAAUGGUAUCAGUUGUUAUUGGGGGUUAUUUUUGACAAGGGAGCUUUGUAUCUUUGGUUUCCGAGAUAAGUUCUAUGAGUUUAUUCUGGUCUAUAUACACACAUGAAUAUAUGAUUAUUUCAACUCAGCAAAACAUGUGUUAAUUUUUUUUUUAAAUUGUUUCAUACAGCUUUAUCGAAUUCAGUAACCAGUCCUCCAAAUUCCUUUUUAGUUCAAAAGAAUUCUCCUCUGUUUGGUUCCUGAUUAAUCUAUUUUAUGUUGCAGAUAACAUUAUUUGCAAUAUCAGAAGACAAUAUACAGAUACAAGAACGCAAGCAAACUUAUGGAAGCUAAAGUCUAACCACAAACAAGAAUUACAUGUUCAUACCGAACGAAUGUCUCUAGUUGUUGAAUGGCGGAGAAGAUCAGAUAUGCUGGAGAGAAUGAUGAAAGCACAUAAAAGUGCUUUCCCAGUGUGGGGAUCCGAGACUCUUGAGAAAUGAACCAAAUUUAUCAUCAAAGAUUCUCACUGAAGCAGCUGGUCAUUUCCUAAAGAAUUUAAAAAGUCAACUUCCACAAACAAGAAUCCUAGCCAUUUCUGCUUUGAACAUGAUACUAAAAGAGUCACCUUACAAAUUAUCACAUGAAGAACAAUCAGAUUUACAAGAAAACACAAAGUCUUUCCUUUAUGCUGCUUUGAUAGAACUAUAGAAGUCUCACCUCCAAUAAUGCCAUCAUAAGUUACUCCAGGAGUUACUAGAUAGAAUGAUCCAUCGCACUGCCCAUGUGGUUCCAUUGUCAAUGAAAGCUAUUGGAUGGCAAGGAGGAAGUAUACUAGCCCUUGAGACACUAAAACGUGUGGUGGUUGCUAGAAAUAGGGCAUGGGAUGUACUUGUUGCACAAGGUCUUAGGUCAGUAAUCAUGUUGUGUAUCUAAAAUCCAAUCGCCGCCAUCGAUCCAAGUCGACCUCGAUCCAGAUCAAGGUCACCGAGGGUUGUUAGUUUUAUAGGAAUGUAUAACCCAUGUUAGUAAUGUAUUAUUUUUGUUUAACAUUUGAAUGAUUAUUUUACAUGACAUUAUAAUUUGUGCAAUUUAUUUUA
This is a messenger RNA of Lactuca sativa (garden lettuce), 6174 nucleotides long. NCBI's taxonomy places the organism in Eukaryota, Viridiplantae, Streptophyta, Magnoliopsida, Asterales, Asteraceae. The record is from RefSeq and is a predicted model, not a curated record.